This is a messenger RNA of Microtus oregoni (creeping vole), 1815 nucleotides long. RefSeq names its product transcription termination factor 4, mitochondrial-like. The record is from RefSeq and is a predicted model, not a curated record. Lineage: Eukaryota; Metazoa; Chordata; Mammalia; Rodentia; Cricetidae. Gene Ontology annotation, biological process: mitochondrial ribosome assembly; regulation of DNA-templated transcription. Bases 375 to 1370 code for a protein of 331 amino acids. Gene Ontology annotation, cellular component: mitochondrion. Gene Ontology annotation, molecular function: double-stranded DNA binding. The transcript has 4 exons.
CAUAGGUCCGGGAGUCACAGCAGCCGCGGGCGGGACGUGCAGGAGGCCCUGCCGCAGGUUAUUUGUGACCACGUCCGGCCGCUUUGUGGCAAUAGCGCUCCCGGGUGGUGUGUGCAUAGACAGCCUGGUCCUGACAUGAGCCACUGGCUUCUAUGGAGUUUCGGCUAAUGUGGCGGCUAUGGGCUUAGGAGACCUGGACCACCAUGGCGGAGAGAAGGGAGGCGGGUCGUGCUAGAGAGGUUUUGGAGACCAGUCUGGCGGCCAUCGGAUGCCUAAUUUGUUAUGUGUUAGUUAGUCCCAGACACCGAGAAUUGACAGACUCCUGCCCAGGAAUAUUUUUCCUUUAAUGAAAGGUUCCUGACUGGCACCGACUAAUGACCUGCUCCUGGACCUGUUUGUCCAGGCAGACCCCUCAUCUCAGAGACCGUAAAAGGAUGGGUCCUUCUUUGUUUUGCAAACUGACUACAGUACCCAGUGGAGAGAACCUUCAAGAGUCCUCCUGUGUUAGACCGAAAACGUAUGUGCAGGAACCAGAGUAUAGGACACAUAUUGUUCAGUGUCUUCAUGAGGAGCAGAAGACUUUUGUGGAUCCUAAGUCCACGGAGCUUGCAAACGUCAUCAGUUCCCUCCAGGACAUGGGUUUUGAUGAAGCCCACAUUAACAGCUUGCUCAAUAUACAGCCAAGCGUCCAUCCUCAACAGCUGCUGGACAUAAUUUCAGAAUUUCUACUCUUGGGAUUGCACCCAGAACCUUUAUUUAUGGCUUUGAAGAAAAGUCCACAGUUACUGAAACUGUCUCCAUUGCAAAUGAAGAAGCGGUCCAGUUACCUGCGGAAGCUUGGCCUUGGAGAAGGGAAACUGAAGAGAGUGCUGCACAGUUGCCCUGAGGUUUUCACCAUGCGCCAGCGGGACAUUGAUGGUGUUGUGAGGGUCCUCAAGGAGAGGUGCAUGUUCACAGCACAGCAAAUCACUGAGCUUUUACACAGGUGCCCAGGCGUUCUUCAGGCGGACCCCAGUGAACUAGAGUACAAAUUCCAGUAUGCAUAUUUUAGGAUGGGACUUAAGCAUCUGGACAUAGUCAAGAAUGAUUUCUUACAGUAUUCAAUAACCAAGAUCAAGCAGAGACACAUGUACCUGGAACGCCUUGGACGGUACCAAACCCCUGAUAAGAAGGGACAGACACAGAUCCCUAACCCUUUACUGAAGGACAUUCUCAGGGUUUCUGAAGCUGAGUUUUUGGCCAGGACAGCACGUUCCUCUGCCGAGGAGUUUGAGGUUUUUAAAAAGCUCUUGGAUAGAGAAGAAGAGGAAUCUGAGAGCCAUGCAUCGGAGGAAGAGGAGGAGGAGGAGGAAGAUGAAGAGCAGCUGUGAUGGAGGAUGGGACAAAAGGGUCCAGAGAUGCCGGAGAUCAUUCCCGUAUUCUCAAAGCUUUGGGGCGAUCACCUGGAUCUUCGAGCAUUUUUUAAUACUAACACUGGUCAUUUGAUAGAAAAAAAAAGAAACUGUUAUGAUCCACUGUAGAUGUAGGUACAUCAAACCAAAUAGGAGAUGCUUUGUUGCAGUCUAGUGGCUUCUUUGGAGGCCCACUACAUCCUAAAUAAAGGACUCAGCUGUUAAAAUCCAGGGGAUGCCACCCAUCCAAGUUUGGUAUCUUUUUCUCUGUUGAAAUACGUUGGUGUUAAUUCUGAAAUCGUGUAGAGAAAGAGGUGCUUUCCGGCUCAAGAGUCGCUACGUGUUUCCUUGUGGUAGUAAAGGUAAAAUCAUGAGAAUGUAACAUGAGGGUAGUAUGUCAUAGCACUUUAUUUUAUGAAAACAA